Messenger RNA from Populus euphratica (Euphrates poplar), 1170 nucleotides. RefSeq lists its product as uncharacterized. The transcript is spliced from 6 exons. The record is from RefSeq and is a predicted model, not a curated record. Bases 1 to 1170 code for a protein of 389 amino acids. NCBI's taxonomy places the organism in Eukaryota, Viridiplantae, Streptophyta, Magnoliopsida, Malpighiales, Salicaceae.
AUGAAAAAGAAGUAUGAAAGAAGUGCUAGAGUCAAAAGAUCACAUUUGCAAGCUCUCCGUAGAGAGUUUGGAACCUUAGAGAUGAAAGUUGGUGAAGGAGUCUCUGAGUAUUUCUCAAGAGUACUAACAGUUGCUAACAAAAUGACAACAUAUGGAGAGCGAAUGACUGAUGUUACAGUGGUGGAGAAAAUUCUCAAAUCAUUGAAAUGUGGAGAUGAAGGUGAUACUGGAACAUUCGUGAAUGAGGAAGACAUUCCUAAAGAACUGGAAAAUAGAGCAUAUAUAAAUGAAGACUUAAUUGCCAGUCUUAAGCCUGGUGAGAAUCGGGGAGAAUCAUUAAAUUUUCAUGAAAAUAUUCUUAGCAGUCCUCAACCUAGUAAGAAUAGCAGGGCAUCGCCAGAUCCAGUACAGUUUGAAGAUGCAGUAAAAUAUACACAUUGGAGGACAACAAUAGAUAUUGAAAUCAAGGCCACAAAGACGAACAACACUUGGGAACUUACUGAUCUGCUUGUCGGUGCAAAGAAAAUUGAAGUAAAAUGGGUUUAUAAGACCAAACUAAAAGAGGAUGAAGAAAUAAACAAGUUCAAGGCACGAUUGGUGGCCAAAGGGGAAAGUAAUAUUCUUAUUGCCAGUUUAUAUGUAGAUGAUUUAAUAUUUACUGGCAAUAAUGAAUUGAUUUUUGCUAAGUUUAAGACAUCCAUAUUGAGGGAGUUUGACAUGACUGAUCCAGAGAGAAUUCUGCGCUACUUAAGAGGAACUACUAAACUUGGGAUCUUCUACAAGAAGGGUGGGCGUGAAGGAUUAAUUGGAUACACUAACAGUGACUAUGCAGGUGAUCUAGAAGAUAGGAAAAGCACAUCUAGGUAUGCCUUAAUGAUAGGAUCUAGAGUUGUUGCCUGGUCUUCCAGAAAACAGCCUAUAGUCACAUUUUCAACUACUGAAGCAGAGUUUGUGGUUACAGCUGCAUGUGCUUCGCAAGUUAUUUGGAUGCAACAAAUACUUGAAAAACUAAGUCUGAAGGAAAGCAAGGGCACUACAAUUUUCUGUGAUAACAGUUCCACAAUUAAGUUGUCAAAAAACUCUGUGUUACAUGGUCAUAGCAAGCACAUUGAUGUGCGAUUCCAUUUUCUUCGUGAUCUUACACAAGGAGCAGUUAAAUUAGUCUACUAA